GAGCAGCGCGCCAUUGUCAAGCACGACUGCAAUCAUCGGAACAUGAGGCAGAAUGUCUCCAGGUACGCCAAGAGCUUCGCCAAGUCGGGAUUGAUUCCAGGAGUCGGGGGCAGCCCCUGGUUCCAGUGGUCAGCGGACGACAGGCAGGAACGAUCCCUGCCACUUCGAGCGUUCACUUGGGGGCAUCGCACAGACGCAGCAUACCUCGCUUUCGUGAAGUAUUCCAAAUCGGAGGCCGUCCAGGACUUGCUGCGGACUGGUCUCGAGGACGUGGAUGAAUACCACGAGCGGAUGCCUGACGUGGCGAUCCAUUUCCUCAAGAACGAGCACAAUGAGCACCACAAUGGCACUGGAGUUACCUUCAAGGACAUGCUGGACCAGGCCGCGGCGAUGAUCUCAGAGUGGCACGACGCCAAGGACAGCCUCGGCGUCAGUUCCAGGAAUUCGGACUACCAGAAGCAGUGGUACGACUGGAUCACCAAGCACGACACGUACAAGUUCGUGUACGCAUCGCCCCAGGAGUUCACGGACUCAAAGGAGAUCUGGAGUGCGCUCAAGAGUUUUGACCUCUGGGGCGAUCUCGAGCCAUGGCUCGGAGAGGUCGUCGACUUCAUGAACCCGACUCUCGUCCACAAGAACGUCAUUGCAGUGUGGAAGUCGAUCACCUACAUGCUCAUACACCACUUCAAGAAUAAUGUCCCGACAGAGUGGAUCCGCCUCGCCAUCAAGAUUGCCCUCGCGUGGACAGUGCCGAAGGCGAAGGACGACGAUGAUGACGUCGCUACCGCCGCCGUCGACGAUGACGCCGCGCUGUGGAUUCUCAAGACGAGCGCUGAGACCGAGGCGAAGAUCAAGUGGCUGUUGACCCCCGUCGCGAACACGAAGGCUUUCGCCAAGGCGCAGGCCACAGCUCACAAGGAUGCCGCCAGGUUCGAGAGUGCCAUGAAGAAGUGGGAGGAGGAGGAGGUCAGGCGCAAGGAGAAGGAGCAGGAGGCCGAGGAGAUCGGGGACCCGAAGAAGAGGAGGGCAGCGCUGGCCAAAAUCGCUGCGAAGGCAAAGGCCAGGCCCGCGAGGCCACCAGCAUCGACUUGGAAAGAGACGGUGUUCCACCAUCAGAAAAAGGGAGAGCGGCCUUGCAGUAUCUUCGAGGACCAUUGCUACCGGAUCGAUGACACCCUGGCUCACGGAGGUGGGCCUUCUUUGCCACAGGCGCACGUUUCGAUGGUGAAAGAGCUGACCCUCAGGCAGUUCAUGUCGUUUGUUUGGCUGAAGCGCACCACGUACAGAGGGGUGGACUACGAGACAUUCAGCAAGCUCAGGCCCGAGUUGACCGCCAUCGUGACGAGGGCGACCCAGCUGAUGCCGAACGUCGGCCCUGCUGCCGCCGCAUCGUCCUCGUCAACGGGGCCGAUGUUGACUCCGGCUGAGUUCUCGAAGAAGCUGAUGGCUGCCGUUCACCCCCAGCAGCAUGGGGCCGGUGAAGCCGCGGGCGAAGCCCCGCCGGGCGAGGAGGAGAUGGGCGACCGUGACGAGGCCACCACCAGUGCGCCGACAGGCGUUGCGGCCGAGUCUGGAGACCCCCUCGCCGUCUUGCUGAAGUCGGAGCAUCGCGUUGGAUGCCUCAAGGAGAUCAAGAUCUUUAUCGAAGCAAACCUUGUGCCGAAGAUCCCGAUGACCAUGCACAUGCCCUUCGCGACGCUCGGCCAAGCGGUGCUUUCGCAGGUGCGCGAUCGCCAACGAGCUGGCGGCGCGGUGAGUCAGGAUUUCCUGGUUGGCGCCCUUGCUGAUGGUCUGGCAACUGCCCUGCCCUUCGAGAACUUCGCUACCCUGGCAGAGGUGGGUGCGAUCUUCGACUCGAUCGGCAAGAUGCCCCAGGCCAUCGUGGACCUCUCUGGGGACUCGGCGGAGCUGGCCGAGUACACAGCGCUGCGGGUCAAGUAUGUCCUCGAGGUUGCCAGGACGUUCCACGCGAGUUUCGGCGCCAGCUGGUGCAUGGAGCUCGCAGACUGGGCGGGCGGCUCCCAGGGCGCGAUGGACCUCUUGAUCGCGACUGAAGUGCUUGCGCCGACCAGGACGCACUGGAAGGCCCUAUGGACUGACAUGCUCCAGCGCGCAUACAUCACCAACGAGAAGCGCUGGAACUUCAAGGUCGCCGCCGACGCCGCGGGGAGCGCCCUCCUGAGGCAGCUGCAGGCGUCCAAGGGAGAGGCCGCCAAGAAGGCCGCCGGCGUCAAGCAGGAGCAUUCGGACUCGCACCCGGCAGCGGCGCAGCAGCUUGCCCUGGCGGUCCAGGACCAGACGCCGGCCGCGGCAGCCGCCGUGCCUGUGGGCGAGGAUCAGCAGGGAUCCGGGAAUGCCGAAGAGGGGAGCUGA
Molecule: messenger RNA, 2373 nt
Organism: Prorocentrum cordatum
Lineage: Eukaryota; Dinophyceae; Prorocentrales; Prorocentraceae
Source: the annotation of a GenBank genome assembly